Molecule: messenger RNA, 579 nt
Organism: Theileria parva strain Muguga
Lineage: Eukaryota; Apicomplexa; Aconoidasida; Piroplasmida; Theileriidae
Product: ribosomal protein L6
Exons: 1
Coding region: 1-579 (192 amino acids)
Source: RefSeq, a predicted model, not a curated record
AUGGUAUUGGCGGUACUGUAUUGUUAUAUAUUAAUAAAACCCUUAAUGAAUAAAAAUAAAAUAGGCUUAAUAUUUGAUAAAUAUGCUAAUUGGCUAUAUACAUUUAUAAAAGAUUGUUUUGACAAUGAAAAAUUUAUUUUAUAUAUAAAUAAGUUUAUAUAUAAGUUUACACUUACCAAUAAAAAAUUUCUUAACUCAAAAAUUGAUUACAAAUUUUUAAAUCUUUUUAAUAAAAUCUUGUUAAAAACAAUAAAAAUUUUAAAAGAGACAAAAUCAAUAAAUAUAAUUGUAAGUAAAAUUGCGUAUCCGAAUUUAUUAAUACAAAAUAAAUUAAUAAUAAAAAUUAAUAAUUUGAGAAAUACUAUAAUAUAUUUACCACAUAUUAAUGAUGUCCAAAUAAAUUUAAGUAAUGCAAAAGAUAAAUUUAUACAUUUGUCGUCAAAAAAUAUAGAAUAUGUCACUAACUUAGCUUCCCUUAUUAAAAAUAUAAAAAAAAUAGAUGUUUGUACUCAUGUCGGUAUGUAUUAUUCGGAUGAAAAAAUAAUUAUUAGAAAAAGAAAAUCUCAAAAAAAAACGUAA